AUGCCCGGGGAGCUCCAGCCUUACAGGCAGCUGCUCAGGCUGGCGAGGCGCCUGGACAGGGAGCCGCAGCUGCUGGCCGCCCUGUUGGGGAGGCCUGCGCGGCGGUUCCACCCUGGCCUGGGCAAGCUGGUCAGGGUGCCUCCCGGCAAGUGGCCCUUCGUCGACGACGCGGUCUGGGCAGCGUCAGGCCGCUCGACGGAGUACUCGCACCCCUGCGGGCGCGCGGCGGCGGCCGUCCGCGAGCACCGCCGCCGCCUGCGUGCCCUCGGCGUGGGCUACGCCCCCGAGGCCGCCGAGCUGUCGCGCCGCCUGGAGUCCGCCGCCGACGCGGUGGCCCUCGUGCUGGCGCAAAGCACCGGCGCGGCCACGCACGACUCGCGCGAGGGCCCGGGGCCACUGCGGCGGCUGCCCGCGGAUAACCAGGAGCGGGUCGCGGUGGGCGACCUGUUGCUGACCCACCCGCUCUCCUGCCUGUUCCAGCCAGAGCUGGACCAGGCAGUGCUCCUCGUGGACGAGGUGGACACCGAAGCGGGGCUCGUCCGCGGGCUCGUCCUCAACCGGCCAGACGGCGCCACCGUGGCGGAGGCGCUGGCGUCGUGGCCCCCCGGGGAGCGGGAGCGCGCAGGGGCCGCGGGCCUGGCGCCCCUGCUCGCGGCGCCGCUGCACCUGGGGGGCGACCUCGUGCCGGAGAGCGCAGGCUUCCUCGAGCGCCUGCGCUGGCUGCACACGCUGGGCGACAGGGUGCCGGGCGCCGUGAGGGUGGCGCCGUCGCUCUGGCGGGGAGGCGAUCUCGAGGUGGCCGGCCGCCUGGUCCGGGAUGGUGAGGCCCAGUUGGGCGACCUGCGCCCCUUUGUGGGCUUCUCGGGCUGGGCCGCCCUGCAGCUGGAGCUGGAGCUGCAGCGCGGCGUGUGGGUGCGGGCGAGGGCGCCCGACCGGCCCCAGCCGUGGCGCCGCCUCCUCGGGGCCCGGAGGCUGCUGGCCUUGCCGAGGGCCCCGGGCCCUGACCCAGGUCCUGACACGAGCAUGGAGGAGUGCGAGUCUGGGCUGACGCAGGCGACAGGGCAGAGCCCGCCACUUUCGGCCGCAUCCACGCUGGCGACCUUCGACGACCUUAUGGCGGUAUUGCGGGGACUCGCCUACGACCCGACCUCGUCUGACUGCUGGCAGGUCUUAGGGCUCAGCCCGCUGGAAGGGCCUGAGCCGACGCUUGGCAUGCUCGAGUCGCGAGCCCGCAUGGCCCGGCUGCUUUCGUCAGCUGCUGAGGGCCCGCGCUGGUCACAGAGCGACAAGCAGUUGGUCCCCCCCGUCCUGGAGAAGCUCGAGCUGGCCGUCCAGGACUGCGCCAACUCCCUCGCCGGCUGGCGCAGGGAACGACGGAAGCUGAAACCCAGCAGGCUCCCUCUGUGGAAGGAGCUUGGGCCACAAGCCCUCUGCGCGGUGCUCGACACAGCCCUGUCCCCACAGGAACGUGUCGCGACGCAAUGGUCCGGGCUGCUCGGCUCAGGUGGACUUCGUUUCGCACCCCAUGGAUCUUGGCAAGAAUUCAAGGGCCUCGCGAUUUUCGCAAUAUCCACGUAUCUCCCAAAGGGCCCUCCCAAGAUGCUGAUGGUGGAGGAGCCGCUCUUCUCUCUCGGGGCCAAGCCCACGUACGUGGUGGACAUCCCUGCCAUGGCACUCCCGCUUGUCUACAGCUUCAUGUCAGAUCCUGGCAUGCGGUGUGCGACGAUGGGCCGAAUCACCCGCAGCCCAGGCCACACUGCCGAGGUUCCACGCAUUACCGUGGAUAUUCGCUUCGACCGGACAAUCCCAGCUCUGGAACAGGAGCUCCGCAUGCGUCGCCUCCGCAGCGCGGCGCUUCCCCCCGACUCGUUCUACGGCUCACAUGCGAUGUUCUCGGACCCGGCGGCCCUCCUCGCCGAGCUCGCGCGCCCCAGCGCUGCUUGCAAGGCGUGGCCGUUGGGCAGCGGUCUCAUCCUCCUCACCUCUGGGAAGGCACUGGUCCAAUCAGAGACAGAAGCGGACGUCUGGCACUCCUUGAUGGACGGAACGUUGCAGGAGGACCCUGAGGCCGUGACAGAUGUCGAUAUCCGGGGCUACGCCAGCAUCGACGAGGCCGAGGUCUUCCAGCAGCUGAUGGCCCACCUCUCCAGCGCGGACGCGGCCGACGUCCAAAAGGUCCGGGAGGCGUUGCACGGCAAGGCGAUUCGGGUUGGCACGGGCCUCGUGGGGCUAAUUCACAACUUGCCGCUGCCGCCGCCGCCCGCGAUGUCCUACGCGAUCUUGCACCUCGUCUUCCGCCACUUCUUCUCCAACCUACUGCUCAGGAGCACGUACUUUCUCAGCAGGCCCGGACUGAUGUUCCAAUAUCAGUAUUGCGGUCUGCUCGACUCCGUCGCGCCCCCCCAGGUCACGCACAACGCCGGCCUCUACUGCGAACCUGCCGUCGGAGGGCCCCGUGAGGACCGUAACCCCUACCUCGCCCACCUCGACCACCUCGUUGCGGGCCCCGUAUACGGGGGGAGGUUCUACGCGUCAUCAGCGGCGACUUCGGAGGAGUGGAAGCGAGUGUGGGUCCCGUCAGACCCCAACUACGAUGAGCAGAGGUGCGCGGCCAGGUGGGAGCAGUACGCCUCGGAGGCGCGCGAGCCCUUGCCGAAGACCGCCGACGCCUACGACGAGGAGUGGUACCCCUCUGACGCCGACUUCCGGGUCGCCGCGCGCAAAACCAAAGGCAGCGCGGGCUAUGACGUUUGGCGCUCUAGCGACUUCAAGCUGAUCUCCGAGCACUUCGAGUUCUGGCUUUUCGAACUCUACACGCUAUGGCGGGACACCUGCGAGACCCUCCUGGUCGAGAGGCCCACCACCGAGUUCCAGCACCUCCUCUUCGCCUGGCGGGUUGUUGGGGUGCCAAAGAAAGACCCGACGCAGUCCCGGCCUAUAGGGGUGGGCUCCGUGCUCCCCAGGGCCUGGCUCACAGCUUGCGAGCCCAGCCUGCCCACGCCACAGGGCGCUCAGUUCGCCUGCAAAGCGGGCUCCACGGUGGUCCACGCCUGCUGCUUGCGGCUGCACGCCUGCCAGCACGGCUCGUGCGGACUGGAGCGCGACCUGUCCAAGUGCUACGACAACGCGCCGCAUGCGGUGGCAGACGCGGCGCUCCGCAACGCCCAGACUCCACGCCGAGUGCGGGCGGUGACUAACGCUGCCUUGCGGGGCCCUCGGAGGUGCCAGGUGGCGGGAGAGUUGGCCGGUGAGACACUCUGGCCUACGCGCAGCCUCGCUCAAGGGGACAGCACGGCGCCGAAGGUCCUGUGCCACGUACUUUCCCCUUGGGAGAUCAACGGCACCAAGUUCUUUUUCAUGGACGACAGGUCUGCCGUCUUCGACUCCGCCCCGCAGAUGGAGUUGGGCGCGCAGGCCACCAACGCCUUCGACUCAGGCACGGGCGCGAUCGAGAACGUCGGGAAGCGCCAGGUCUGGAAGCGAGGGGACAGGACGCAGAUCGAGCACAUCGGCAUCCUCGCUGUCCCUGAUGCUCCGGAUGAGCCGAUUACGCCUGCCGGGAGCUGGACCAAGCUCCGCAAGUGCUUGCACGCCAUCCGAGGCCUCCCGGGAGGCAGCGAAGCCAGGGCCGCGGCGGUCUGGGCCUACGCUAAACCGUUGUGGACUUGGUGUUCCCCGGUUUUCUCUCUGCCGCCGCCCGACGUCAUCCCAGCAGCGAUGUCAGCGGUGCUUUCGACGAGGUGCACUUGGUGGUGCCGAGGCCGUUUCUGGGCCUCGAAUAUCGACCUGCACCCCAUCUUCAGCGCGGUGCUCGCGGCCAUUGAUCGCAUCACCACCUGGGACCUCCGCUGGAGUACAUUGCUCGAUGUGAAUGUUACGACGUUUUUCGAUGCCAUGGGCUUCGAGUUCCUGCAGUACGACCCAGAGCGCGGAGUGCAGUUCCGACGCCCGGUGGACGAGCCUGAUGUCCGAGUCCGCCGCUUGUGCGGGCGCAGACACAUCUUCUGGAGCGACGAAGAGAUGGUGCGCACCUCCUUCGCCAAGUAUGCCCGUGCGCGCCACUACGUGGCCGAGUGCGCCGCCCUGGCGGGUCUCCGGCAGGAGCUGAACGACGCGUGCCACAUCCCACUUGGCUGGUGGGCACGCCAGCCGCGGGCGACGCUGAAGACGGGAUGGAUCACUUUCCCGGCUCACGCGUCCGCCGCCCGCAGAGCGGAGCUCCAGGUGGCCGUCUGCCGCAUGGGGCUCGUUGCCAUGGCGCAGAUGGCAGAAGAUUGCGUGGCGUUGAAGAGAGUUCCCACUUUCGUUCAGUUGUUCCUGAUGUACAACUCGCCCGCGGAGAUGUCGCGGCCUGGUGGCCUGACCGUCUUGGAGCGGGACUACGGCUCGUUCAACGAGUCGCUGGUCUUCUUCAUCCCCAAGAAGGGCGGGCUGGUUGACCUCGACGCGUGCGCGCUCGCAGCCAAGCACCGGGUCGCCACCUUCGAGAACAGGCUCCAUGGCGAUCUCGCGAUCCGCACCCGCGCAAGGGAGCUUAGUGCAGUUGCAGCUCGAUCGAACCAGUUGGAGCGACAGCACGUCAUGGACCUCCUCACUCUGCGGCGCCAGUGGCAGAAGACAUGUCGGGCUAUAAUUGAGCCGUCGACCCGCGCCGCCCUCGAGCUCUUCAUGCGGCGGCGGCUGGCGCGGUGCGAUAUGGGAUUGUUCGAACGGGAUUUUCUGAUCUUGGUGCCACGCUACUCCACGGGAGUUCGCGAUCUACUGGUGAGGAAGAGCAUCCGCGUCGCGGCCGUGCUGGCCCGCUAG
This is a messenger RNA of Prorocentrum cordatum, 4806 nucleotides long. The record is from the annotation of a GenBank genome assembly. Lineage: Eukaryota; Dinophyceae; Prorocentrales; Prorocentraceae.